Lymnaea stagnalis (great pond snail) is the source of this 29787-nucleotide messenger RNA. The record is from the annotation of a GenBank genome assembly. Lineage: Eukaryota; Metazoa; Mollusca; Gastropoda; Lymnaeidae.
AUGCAGCCUUAGUUUAUAGGGUUGAAGAUGGCCGCCAUCAUAACGCUGGAGUUUGACAAAGGGAGAAGUGUUUUUAAGGUAAAAAAAAUGUACCAGAAAAAGCAAAAGAUAAAAGAUUAUUGACAUUGUAAAAUAGAAUGGUCCAUAUAGCAUUUUAAAGGAACCUCCUUCAAUAUUUAUUAGGGAGAGAAGCGCCAAUAAAUUUAGAGAGCAAUUGUCGGCUCUCCUCAGAGCCUCAGAACCCUGGAAGGGCGGUCUCAAAUUAAAAAUAGAAUACUAAGUCAGGUACGUCAGUCUGAUCGAAUUUCGUAUUAUCACAUGUAAUCUUACGUGUAUUCUUUAUAAAAUUUAGUCCAGACCGUAUUAGUUAGCACUAAGACUAAAUUGUACAGCAAUAACUUUUCUUGGCUACUAUAGUAUAAGUAUAGUAUAGUCUAUAGUAAAGUAAAUACCUUGGUCUUGGUAUCGACUGGAAAUACCCGAAAAACGGAUAUCGUAUAUUCGUUGUCAUAAUGGCGACCUCUACUUUUUAAUUUACUGAGGGUAUCGUUUCGCGCUUUAUAAUUGAUUUUUAGCAUAUUAAUAUAAUUUUACUUCCGCCAAUUACUUAAAGCCGACAUCUUUCCUGUUAUUGUUAUAUUAAGAGUUCGUUUGAUUUUUUGGGUCAAGAUUAAAGCUUUGAAAAUUGAAGUUAAAAAUUGGUCAACUUCACACAAGAAUAACUUUUAAAAAAAAAUGCGCUCCGUAAUAAAAAAACUCCGCUCAUAUAAUUUAUAGGUUCAUUUACAUCAUAUCCAAAAUUCAUGAGUGUGGACUAUGGGUGGGCUUCAAAAACGAAUUUCCAAGAUGUCAUUUUUUUAGGCUAUGUAAUUUGUCAUCAUGGCCACCGUGCUUGUCUGCUUAUUUCCAAUUAUCGAUAGCACCCGUGGGGUAAUUAAUAAUUCAUUAAGUUGGUUAUCCAGAGGGUAAAAGGGAAAUAUAACUAACAAUAAAUCAUUUUAUAUAAAUAAAAAAUUUUUAUCACAUAAAUAAUUAUUAUUAGCUUAUUGAAUAUCAGUGAUUUUAAUUUUUGGGUUGGUUGCCAUGGACCUGGCUGACACUGACAUGGGAAUGAUGAGCUCUUGCCUUUGACUUAGAACUUAGAUAGUGAUAGGCUUAGUAAAAGUAUUAUAAUAGUAAUUAUACUAUUAUAAAUAGGGGUGUGCCGGAUCCGUUUUUUCCAACCGGAUCCGGAUCCGGAUUUUCUUAUGCGAAAUCCGCCGGAUCCGGAUUCCGGUUUCUCCCGGAUUCCGGAUUUUGGUACUAUUGGUAGAUACUUCGGUAAGUCAAGGUGGACUACUACUUUUUGUGUAUGGGAAUUCGCAAUCGGCGCCAAAAAAUCCGAGUUUUUAAUUUUCCGAUGUGUGUGUCUAUUUAUUAUUAAAUUAGUACUUUCGAUAUAUAUUUGAGUUCCGUUCCAUUUGGAUAAGUGUCUUACGAGAGACGCCAUGUUUCUACGCGUUCGCAGCAGGUUAUGCAGCUCGCUCAACCUAAUUUCGCCAUGGGGUUGGCCACGCCCCCCUUUUUAAUGGCGGAAGUUGACGAUACUUAGGAAAUAUUAAUUUAUUAUCACUAUUUACAUCAAAAUAAUUGAUAACUUGUGUUUCAGAAUGCAUUUAAAGACAUUUAAACUGGAAUGUUUUAAUUUGAGCUUUAACAACCCGGUAGAAUCCAUAUUAUAAAUGAUCAGAAUUUACCGUGUGCAACACGUUGUCAUUGGCAACCAUUCACAGCCACUUGCAUAACUGUAUCGUAGUACUACCUCAGAGUUUCAUUCAUAAGAGUUUGCCGUGUGCAAAAACUAUUAAACCAUUGGUCAGGGAAAGCUUUAAUUAAUUAUUCAUGUGCCAAAGUUGAAAGUUUAAACUAAGUCUAAACAGUAUUUUAGUGAUAAGGCAGGGAAUGCGUUGCCUUAUAUAAACUAUAUAGUCAUUGCGCAUGACGGGAUUGGUGGAAUGAGAUCACAGAAUGUGGAGAUGCAGUCCAUGUUAAAAAAUGACAAACCAAGUCGUACUUUAAAAAUUCAUAACUUUAAAACUACAACAGCUAAAAAUAUGAUUUUGGUGUUAUAAUUCUUUAAAAAAUUACAUCUUUUCAACUAUGCCAUUGGUUUAUUUUUACAAAAAGUUUAAAUUUUCUUAUCAAAGUCCCUACACUAUUGGCCACUAUUAGCGGUGCUGACUCUAGCCUCUGGUAUGUACGGAAUAUUAAACAUUAAACAAGCUCAACGCUCGAAACAAUCGAUUAAUGUAUCGUGAUCGUGUGGAAUUCGGGAAAGAGAAUUACUUUUAUUUCAGAUUAUGAUCCGGUGAGUCACAAAAUCUGGCAAAUUCCGAAAUCCGGUAUAUUCCAGAUUCCGGAAUCCGGUUGUUCCGGAUACAUGUAAAUCCGGCGGAACCGGAUUUCACCGGAUAGUGCAAAAUCCGGCGGAACCGGAUUCCGGACCGGGGUCCGGCACACCCCUAAUUAUAAAUGAUUUAAGGAGUGGGAUAAAUAGCUUUUAUUACAACUAAGAUAUUUAUCAUUUAUAUUAGUCUAUAAAUAUAGACAGAUAUUUAUUUAUAUAAAUAUAUAUAUAGAUAUAAUGAUAUAAUGACCAUAGGAUAGGCCUUGUAUACAUAUAGUAUAAUACAAAGUAUACUAUAUCAGGGUUAAGGCCUAGACCCAACCCAACUAAUUUGUAGGGCCUAUUAUAAUAAAUUAUAUUUAAGGAUAUUUUAGGAUAUGUAAUAAAAUUUUAAUGAAUAUAGUGAUUCUUACUUAAGGCAUAAACUAAGUAAAACAUUUUAAAAUAUUCACUUACCUUUGGUAUUGAAAUAUCCUAUAUUUAAUCACAAAUCAUAAUAUUCCACCCAUUUUUGUAACGUUAGGAGUAUUCUUAUCUGAAUCCUCACUGUUGCCAUAGUAACAAAGUGGUUUUGAAAAAAAUUCUUAACUUUAGAACGACUUGAGCCAGAAAGUUGAUCUGGGUGUUUUUUAAUCCAUUCUCUAGGCUCUAUACAUUCGUGGUAUUUUUAUAUUUUUAAAAAUGUUUUGAAAUUUGUAUGAAAUUGCCGACAGUACCACUAUUACUAGUAUUACUAUUACUAUCAGUACUAUCACCAUUCUAUUACUAUUUCCCUAAACCGACCCAUCAGAAUGCUGAAAAUCAUCAUUGGAAUCAGAUUCAAAUGAUUCAUGGUUAUUGUCUGUUGUUUCAGCAUCAAUAAUUAGCAAUAAAAGUUCUUUUAUUUGCAAAAUUGACUACCUACGUGGUCUAGCAACAGCUGACAUGCUUGGAGUGGGCGUAGCCAUGGCUUUGUUUACAAAAAAAACACUUGCAAAACAUGCCCUACUUCUUAAAAAAAGGAAGUAGUAAGAGUUAUCCUUCGUUUAAGAACAAAAAAAGUCGGAUUAAGAGCCAUAGGAAACGAAAUAAACUAUAUAAAUGAUAUCGACAGUAUACUGUGGGUUGGCACGAACGCGACCAGUCAAAUCGACAGUAUACUGUCGUUUGACACGGAAAGAAUUAAAGCUUUCCCUGACCAAUGGUUCAAUAGCUUUUGCACACGGCAAACUCUUAUGAAUGAAACUCUGAGAUAGUACUACGAUAUAGCCGUUAUGCAAGUGGAUGUGAAUGGUUGCCAAUGACAACGUGUUGCACAAGGAAAAUUCUGAUCAUUUAUAAUAUGGACUCUACAGGAUUUUUUAAGCUCAAAUUAAAACAUUCCAGUUUAAAUGUCUUCAAAAUGCAUUCUGAAACACAAAAUAUAAAAUAUUUUGAUGUAAUAGUGGUAAUAAUUAAAUAUUUCCUAAGUAUCGGCAACUUCCGCCAUUAAAAAGGGGGCGUGGCCUACGCCAUGUCGAAAUUAGGCUGAGCCACCUUAUGGUGAUAUGGGUCACUGUGACAAUCGUAACAAACGUGAGACACGACCUACAUCAAUGAAACUUGGCACAGAUAUAGAUCAAUAUCUAAUGCUCAUACAGAUUUAAUCAAAAAGGGCCUUAUCUUAUUAUUUCACAAAAAAUUUUGUAUGCGAAGAUGCCUUAUAUAUAUACCAAAGAUUUUCAAAAUAAAGGUCGAUUGAAAAAAGCAAAAUAGCUGGCUAGAAAUGUAGGCCAAGAUGUCUUCCAAAUUAUAAGGCCGGAAACGGAACUCAAAUGUAUGUCGAGAGAACUAAUUUAAUAAUAAAUAGACACACACAUCGGAAAAUUAAAAACUUGGAUUUUUCGGCGCCGACGCCCAUUUCCGAUACACAAAAAAUAGUAGUCUCCCUUGUUUCAUCGAAGUAUCUGCCAUAGGUACUUUGAUUAAAAAAUUAAAACUUUUUGUAAAAAUAAACCAAUGGCAUAAUUGAAAAAAGCUAAUUUUUUUAAAGAAUUAUAACACCAAAAUCAUAUUUUUAGCUGUUGUAGUUUUAAAGUUAUGAAUUUUUAAAGUAAGACUUAAUUUGUCCUUUCUUAACAUGGACCUCAUCUCUAUUUUCUGGUACCCAAUUCCGCUGUUCGCGUCACGAGCUAUAUAACUCUUGUUUUAUGAUAAUUUUAUUUUCAGAACUAAUGCUGUAUUAAAAAAAUAAUUUUAAUAAUGUUAACAAUUAUAAAUUAUAGCUUAUCUAACUAUGCACUAUUUAUAUCAUCAGUAAAUUUAAUAUAAUGUAUUAAUAUAUGGCUUUUCUGUUUACCAAAUCUUCAGCGUCCAUUUUAUUGGUAAAUGCUAUAUAGUCUAUAUAAGACAACCCACCCCCUAAAAUGUUGUUUGGUAUGUACUUCUUCUUCUUCUUUAUUUUAAGGGCCCACGAUCAAUGAAUUGAUCAUUCUGGCUCCUAUGUUUCAGAGGGGUUUGCGAUGUUACUGUCCAUGGGUUUCAAUGGGAUACUUCACUGGUUGCAAGGGCGACUCAGCAGUGGUGUUAUGAACUGGGGGUUGGAAUACAGGAGGCAAUAGACACAAAUGUGUCUAGUGUAGCUGCUUCAACGGUUGCUUUUGGAAGCUUGUUCCAGUCCCCUAUUGUCUUCGGCAGGAAUGAGGAGCUUCUGUACUUUGUUCUUGUUUUUACCCUUGUUUUUACUUAUUUUGAACUUUCAACUUCAGCACAUGACUAAUUAACUAAACUUGAUUAAAGCUUUCCCUGACCAAUGGUGUUAAUAGUUUUUGCACACGGCAAACUCUUAUGAAUGAAACUUGAGGUAGUCGUUUGUACUACGGCAUAGCAGUAUGCAAACGGCUGUGGUUUCCCAUGACUUUUUGCACACAGUCAAUUCUGAUCGCUAAUAAUAUGGACUCUACCGGGAUUUUAAAGCUCAAAUUUAAAAAUUCUAGUUUAAAUGUUUUCAAAAUGCAUUCUGAAACACAAGUUAUCAAAUAUUUUGAUGUAUAUAGAGAUAAUAAUGAAUAUUUCUUAAGCUAAGUAUAGCGUUUUCCCCCAUUUAAAAGGGGACGAGAUCACUAAUCCAUAAUAGCCUGUGCAUCCUUUGCAUAAUGAGGUCAACGUUGAGGAGAAUUGUGAAAAUGUUUCAUGAGCUAUCUCAAUGAAAUUUUGCACACGUGUACUUCAACAAAUUAUGCAGGCCUACUUUUAAUAUGAAAGACCUACUUUGAAUAUUUAGACCGAAUUUUUUAAUGCGAAGAUGCCUUAUGUUGACAUACGAUUUUCCUCACUUAAAGUUGAGAUAAAGAACAAAUUAACUCAAUGGGAAUGUAGUUCAACAUUUCUUCUAACGUUAAUGGGCGGAGUCAAACCUUAAUUAUGGGCCAAAAGGACUCCUAAUUUAUUCAAAUUACAUGCACAUGAAGAAAUUAAAAACUCGGAUCCUACUGCGCCGAUGCCCAUUUCCGAUACAAAUUUCUUCUUCUUCUAUAUCUUAAGGGCCCACGAUCAAUUUAUUGAUCAUUUUGGCUCCUAUGCAUGUAGAUUUACUAGGAGUGUCCCUUGCUUCGGCGAAGUAUCUACAUUACCACGGCUGCCAUCUUGGUUGUCAUUUGCGUGUUUAUUUUGGUUGUCAUUUGCGUGUUUAUUUUGGUUGUCAUUUGCGUGUUUAUUUAAGUUGCAGUGAAUUAGGGUUCAAGUUAGGUUUAGGGAUACAUUUUAGUGUUCAGGUUUUAGGCGAUACAUUUUAGGGUUCAGGUUAGAUUAAGGGGUAAGUGUAAAGAGAUAGCACAGUUUUUUUUUUACCAUGGCGAACUUAUGUCCUAAAUUUAUCCCUGAACCCUUAACCUAACCUGAACCCUAAACUUAUCCCAAACCUGGGUUUUGACCUUAUCGGAGCCAGGGUUUUGACCCUAUCGGAAUUAGGGACAAAACACACAAAUUACAUCAGGGCCAGGGUGCUAUCUCUUCACAUUAGCCGGUUUGGGGAUCCAUUUAGGGUUCAGGUUAGGUUUAGGGAUACAUUUAGGACAUAAGUUCAUGGGUUAUAACUAGGGGUGUGCCGGACCCCGGUCCGGAAUCCGGUUCCGCCGGAUUUUGCACUAUCCGGUGAAAUCCGGUUCCGCCGGAUUUACAUGUAUCCGGAACAACCGGAUUCCGGAAUCCGUAAUAUACCGGAUUUCGGAAUUUGCCAGAUUUUUGUGACUCACCGGAUCAUAAUCUGAAAUAAAAGUAAUUCUCUUUCCCGAAUUCCACACGAUCACGAUACAUUAAUCGAUUUUUUCGAGCGUUGAGCUUGUUUAAUGUUUAAUAUUCCGUACAUACCAGAGGCUAGAGUCAGCACUGCUAAUAGUGGCCAAUAGUGUAGGGACUUUGAUAAGAAAAUUUAAACUUUUUGUAAAAAUAAACCAAUGGCAUAGUUGAAAAGAUGUAAUUUUUUAAAGAAUUAUAACACCAAAAUCAUAUUUUUAGCUGUUGUAGUUUUAAAGUUAUGAAUUUUUAAAGUACGACUUGGUUUGUCAUUUUUUAACAUGGACUGCAUCUCCACAUUCUGUGAUCUCAUUCCGCCAAUCCCGUCAUGCGCAAUGACUAUAUAGUUUAUAUAAGGCAACGCAUUCCCUGCCUUAUCACUAAAAUACUGUUUAGACUUAGUUUAAACUUUCAACUUUGGCACAUGAAUAAUUAAUUAAAGCUUUCCCUGACCAAUGGUUUAAUAGUUUUUGCACACGGCAAACUCUUAUGAAUGAAACUUUCUGAUCAUUUAUAAUAUGGAUUCUACCGGGUUGUUAAAGCUCAAAUUAAAACAUUCCAGUUUAAAUGUCUUUAAAUGCAUUCUGAAACACAAGUUAUCAAUUAUUUUGAUGUAAAUAGUGAUAAUAUAUUAAUAUUUCCUAAGUAUCGUCAACUUCCGCCAUUAAAAAGGGGGGCGUGGCCAACCCCAUGGCGAAAUUAGGUUGAGCGAGCUGCAUGACCUGCUGCGAACGCGUAGAAACAUGGCGUCUCUCGUAAGACACUUAUCCAAAUGGAACGGAACUCAAAUAUAUAUCGAAAGUACUAAUUUAAUAAUAAAUAGACACACACAUCGGAAAAUUAAAAACUCGGAUUUUUUGGCGCCGAUUUCGAAUUCCCAUACACAAAAAGUAGUAGUCCACCUUGACUUACCGAAGUAUCUACCAAUAGUACCAAAAUCAGGGAGAAACCGGAAUCCGGAUUAUUCCGGAGUCCGGAUCCGGCGGAUUUCGCAUAAGAAAAUCCGGAUCCGGUUGGACAAAACGGAUCCGGCACACCCCUAGUUAUAACAACCAAGAUGGCGGCCAUGGUACUAUCUCUCCAAAUUUACAGUUUUUUUAAAAAUUCCCCCAACAAUCCUUACGAGUCAGCAUAUUUGAUACAUUUUAAAUAAGGAAAAUUAUCAAGAUUAUAAUAUUUUUUGUCGAAUAUUAACAAAAACUAAAAUUGUAUUUUGUGGCUUAAUUUUGAAGAACUGUGUUCUCUGUAAAUAUUAUAUUUUUGUCUCAUUUUAUAACAACGUUAUAGGCAUAAAAACAAUAGCAAUAUAAAGGGGACGAAAUGUGGAGGAAAAUCCCAUAGUGAAAAAGUGCUUUUGAGGUCCAUACUAAAAAAUUAAUUACUUUUGAACCACUUGAGCUAGAAAGUUGAUCUUGGUGUUUUUGUAAACCACUCUAUUGGCUCUAUACAGCUGUAGUAUUUUUAUAUUUUUUAAAAUGUUUAGAAAUUUUCAUCAAAGUUUCUACUGAUAGUUGGUGACUUAAAUGUAUUCUCUUAUUUUUAUGGUAAAUGCAAAGAAUGUAGGUACUACGAUGAAGCAAAGGAGAAUACUAAUUUUUGUGUAUUGAAAAUGGGGAAUCGGCGCCGAAAAAUACGUGUUUUAAAUUUUCCGAUGUGUGUGUUUAUUUAUUAUUAAAUGAAUACUUUUGACAAAUAUUUGAGUUCCGUUUCCGGCCUUACAUUUUGGUAGACAUUAUGGCCUACAUUUUCAUUGAUUUGUUUGGAUUUUUCAAUCGAAUAUAUAAUAGCCUGUAUUUUGAAAUUACCCUUAAAUAUAUAUUAGGCAUCUUUACCUAAAAAAUGUGUAUAGAAGUUCAACUUUUAUGUCUUUCAUAUUAAGACUUACUCUGUAUUAUCUAUCAAUGUAUAUUUCAGACCUGCAAAUCCUUCCGAUUUUGUCGGAAUUAUACACAUUUUUUACCCCUCAUUCCAACCUUCCGACAAACCCAUUAAAAUUCUAAUUUUUCGAACUUUAAAAUUUUUCACCCGUCAUAAAACUCCGAAAGUGGCCAAAAAAAAAAGACUGGAAGUGUUGCAUUUGUUUUUACUAUUUGCAUACAUGUCCGAUGACUGGACGAAUAAGUGAAUACGCUCUCGAGAUAUUCAUACGGCUAUUAUAUAUUGGACCAAGUCACAUGACCACCAUAACAAAGUUGCGCGAGAUAUUUGUCUGUCAGCCUUGUCACGUGACCGCUAUUUGUCGAUGAGAGUGUACUGUACGUCAUUUCAACAAAUUAAAGAUACUCUGGACAUUUACACGAAAAAGAAAUAUGAUCAAUUAUACAAAAGAAAUACUAGUACCAUUGCUGGUAUAUAUAAUGAACAAAUGGCUAAAAAGUGAUAAUGUUUUUAUAAAGCGUGGCAUGCCCGCCGGAUGAAUAUCUCCCGCACUAUUUUUCUGGUCCCCUGACGUGUAGACACUGCAUUGUUUUUAGCGAAGUGAACCGCAAUCUUCAAAUCAUUUUUCAAUUGAUCCAAUCGUGAUUCAUCCUUUUUACAAGACUAAAAAAUAAUUCUGUUGCGUACUGCUGUCUAUUGGGAGAAACUAAUCUCUUAUUUUUAGUUAUGGCUCGUUCUUAACAGUCCAUAAUAUGAGAAAUAUAAUAGUAAAAACAGUUCUAAUUACAAUUAAUAAGAUUUAUUUAGUUAUUAAUAUAAUUACAAAACAAAAUAAAUAUAAUUCAAAUAAUCAACUUACAGAGUAUGGGAUGUCUUGUACCGGUACCGGUACAAUGUUAGUACAAUGUGCCAAUUAAUAAUGUACAAUGAUGAAUGCGAAUAACCACAUAUGACUAACUUGUCUCGUGAAGUGAAAAAUAUCUAUCCUCGAUCUCCGUCCCUUAAUUUUUUCUGAACCCAUUAUAUAUGCAGCGUAAGACGCAUUCCAGAAACGACUUGGACAUUAUUUACUUUUCUAGUCCAGUCGUGAACUUUCCACAAAAUACUAUGAGAAUAGAUUAAUUAUUUUUAGUUGGUAGUGGUAGUAAACAAAGGCCAAGAUCAAAGGAAAUGGGCCACGCCCAAUACGAACACGGCGUCUAUAGUUAGAAAAGCUACAAUUUAUUAAUAAUUGUUAAUAUUAUUAAAAUUAUUUUUUAAUACAGCAUUAGUUCAGAAAAUAAAAUUAGCAUUAAAACAAGAGUUAUAUAGCUCGUGACGCGAACAGCGGAAUUGGGUCACAGAAUGUGGAGUGCGGUCCAUGUUGAAAAAUCACAAAUGAAGUCGUACUUUAAAAAUUCAUAACUAUAAAACUACACCAGCUAAAAAUAUGAUUUUAGUGUUAUAAUUCUUUAAAAAAUUAGCUCUAUUCAACUAUGACUAAACCAUUGGUUUAUUUUUACAAAAAGUUUUAAUAUUUUUAUCAAAGUACCUAGACUUAAAGAAUGGAUGCCAUGUUUUCACUUGGCCCCCAUCUUGGAUGUUAACCAAGAUGGCAACCAAAAAAAGUAGUGCAAAAUAUGUGUGCUAAAAAAAAAAAAUGAUAUGGGACUAAAUUACAUACAUAGAAAGUGAUAAAAUAAAAAGUGUAAUCAUCAAUUUUAACUAAAUGAACAAAUAACCCCUUUAUUAUUUGUUUAUAUUUAUAAAUGUUGAACAACUCCACAGAAAAUUUGAAAUUAAUAUCUUUAAAAAUAUUAUUAUUAUUUUGGGGAAAAUUUUUAAAAAUAUUUAAACAAAAUUAGUUAAUUAGUUAUAAAUAAGUGACAAGUCAGCAUAUUUAUGCAUUUUUAAUAGGAAAAUAAUUAAGUUUUUUAUUUUUGCGGAAUAUUAGCAAGAACUAAUUAUAUUUUGUGGCUUUAUUCAGAAGUAAUCUUAUGUUCCCUGUAAAUAAUGUAUUUUUUUAUCAUUUUAUAAUAAAGAUAUAGGUGUUAAAAAAAAAAGCAAAAGGAGGGUCACGAAAUGUGGAGGAAAACUCCAUAGUAAAAAAAGUGGUUUUGAGGUCCCUACUAAAAAAUUCAUAGCUAUUGAACCACUUGAACUAGAAAGUUGUUCUUGGUGUUUUUGUAAUCUAUUCUCCAUAUGCAGUAUUUUUAUAUUCAAAAAUUUUUUUUUGAAAUUUUCAGCAAAGUGCCUAAUAUUAAUAUGUUGCCAGAAAAACAUAUGCCGACGUUUUAGAGAGCCGUCUGGUCGUAGUGUGUUUCAAAAUUUAUUUUUUGUGUUUAGUCUCAUAAAUUUACUCCAAAUCAGAUUUUCAAGACAUAAAUGAUGUUUAUGUACUCUGGCGCCUCCAGUAAUAAACAGCUUAACAAGCCGACCAAGUUUUGGUCGCGCCCCCCCUGCCCCCAGAAAAAAACCUGAAAUGACGCCCCUGCCUUCCCAGCCGUGGGGGGGCAGAAGACCAGAAGAUUGUAUUUGCUGCCAUUGCUAGUUGUUAUUGCCUUUAAAAGAUAAACAGUUUUUAUGCAUUUUUAUUAUUUUUUUUUUUUGCUUGUUUUUUUUUAUAGAAAGUUAGCUAAAGAAAUAAUCAUACAGAAAAUACAUUAUUUAAUUAUUUUCAUAAUUCAAAUUUUAUUGGGGGAUGUGUGGGGGUGUUUAAAUCUGAAUGGAGCUGUAGUGCUGCAAAAAGGCUAAGAAUCUCUGCCCUAGAGCGUAUACUAAGACACAGACCCUCCCUCACUAAACAUUUUCUUUCCAUCCCACAUCAAAAGUCAGUCCUAAUCUAUGACUCCCACUCCACAUUGGCACAUAAAUUCUCUCAACUUUCACUACACCCCAAUUCUCCUCAUCCAUGGUCACUUGAUCAUUAAUUAUUGUUGUGUCAUAAAUUAUGAGAAGUGUAUUUCUCAUAGUAAUAUUUUACAAUUUGAUGGCAAUCAUGACAAAUAGGUAAUGUCUUUUUAAGGUAAGAAACCAUUACAUUAGCCUAAAGUUUUAAUUUUAUAGUUUAAACCAUUCUUCUUUUUUCUACCACAGAGUGUGCUGGAGAAGUCUCUUGUAGCUAGCGAUAUUGAAAGUUUGCUAAGCUUUGUGGAGGCUUAUCAAGAUGAAAUGUAAAUAUUUCUUUAUUCAGUAUGUUUGCUACAGUGUCAUCUGAGAUUAAGUAAAAACUGAACAAAAUAUUUGUUAUGGCUAAGGUCAAGCUUCACAAAAUAAAUGAUCUACUUUAAAGAUGAUUUUCUCAAUGUGACAAUGACUGCACAACUAAAAAAAACUUGCAGCUAAAACAUUUUGAUCUGAAAGCUCAUAUUCUGCUUGUCCAUUAUACAAAAUGGGUGUCGAUGCCUAUGUGUCAAACUUAUUAAUUCCCCCAAGAGCAGAAAGAUGAUGCAUUGGCCUUUUUUAAAGACUCUUCACUUUCACAGACUGGCCAAGGUUGACAGUUGUACAAUGCUAUCACCAUGACAAUGCUAUUAAGACUGAGCUGUGAUAUUUAAGUUUAGUUUUUUUUAUUGCCCUUCUUUCAAAAAAGCAUUAAUUUUUGGUGUGGUAAUUAAAAAGAGUCAAAAUCAUGUUUCCCAUUUUCAGUUUCCUGGAAAAGAGAACAGUUUUGGAUCAAGUAUUUAGAGACAUUCUUUGCAAAAUGAUAGUAAGUUACAUAUUGUAAUUUAUUUAAACUAUUGACAAUAUUCGUGUACCUGUUUGUACUAGUGAAGUUGAAAUGAGCAACAUUUAAAUUUCAAACUAAAAGAUUUCAAAAAAAAUUAUUCAUCAUUUUAUUCAAUAUCUUAACUAAACAGUUAUGUUACAGUACAAUACUUUUUUCUCCACAGUCUGAUGUUUCAAAAACAUCUCUCCUGAAAACUGUCAUUACAUUUGCUAUUCAAGCAGUAAAACAAGGUAAUUCCUGUUAAAAUAUGAAGAGCUCAUUUUUAAAACCUAUCUGCCAUUUUGAAAAAACUAUUUAAAAAAAAGUAAUUUUUGUAGAGUAAUUCAUGUACCUUUAUGCCACGGUAAUGGUUGUUCAUUUGGAAUGUUUUUAUAUUACCAAAUGCUUCAAAUUAUCAAAUUUUUUCGGACCAAUCCGUGGAAUAGCAAGUUACUUCUGCAGCAUUCUGGGCAAGAGCACCAAACAUCUCUAAGCAAAACAGUAAUGGUGGAUUAUGCUGGUAGCGAUGAAAGAGUUGUUUCUACUGUAGUUUUUUCUACUGUAAAAGCUAAAAAAAAGUAAGAAUGUUCAAUGCGAGAAAAAUACAAAUUAUUUUAUCAUUCCAUCUGAGGGGAGAUUACUUCUGUAUCAUGUAAUCACAUUAAAGAUUAAAGAUGAUUAAAGGAAAAAAUCCAGAACUAUGAGCCAAAAGUACUGCCUGUGCAGAGAAGGAGAUUAGAUACAAGUUUUGCUAGACUUCAUUUUGUUCUGUAUUGUGUAUGUAUACUUUUAGUGCAAUAAAUUAUUGGAUGAUAAAUAUUUUAAAAAAUAAGGCCGUCUUGCUAACUUAUUUUACAUAAACUUUUCUAACUUAUAAGGCUUGUUUUGAGUAAGAUAAAGGUCUUCAUUUUAAUUUAAAGGUAUUAAAUUUUAUGCAUAAAGUUAUUGCUAAAGUUCAUGUUACAAAACUGCAUGGUCAUGGUUACUAGACAUUAGGAGUGUUAAGAAAAUGAAAAGAUUUAUGUAUUAUUGUUUACAUAUUAUUUUUUAUUAAGUGUCAUUCUGGUUUAUAGAGACUAAUGAAAUAUAAAUUUUUAUUUUACCAGGAGACAAUUUAUUUUUAUUUUUUUAAAAUUAUAUUUUUAUUUUCAGUCAUAAAGCCUAAGAGUUUAAGAAUUCCCAGAAACUAGUUUAAACAUGGGACAACUAGACCAGAGAAUAGAGGGGGAGACAAGAAACUAGUAGCCUUAUCAGAAAAUAGCAACCAAACUCAUAGUCUCAUUAAAAAGGGGACUAACUGGGACAAUUUUAAACCAAAUGUAUUGGAGUCAAAGAACUGUGUUAAAAAUGCUUUUAAAAAAUGUCCUUCAUCUUCUAAGUAAGUUGGGUGCUGAUGACAGAAUACAUACUCCUAUGACCUGUGAUGCACCCUCCUUGCCCUGCCUUAUUUUCUAUCUCGGGUUGAUCCUGUAGUAUAGGCCAAAACGUGCCAAAGUGUCCUCGUUUUAUAGUCAUUUUAAUUGUUUCUAUUGUAUAGUAGUUACUAUCCUAGUGUCUCAUUUUUAUUUUACUUAGUUUACAUGUUUUUAAUCAUUAUAAAGCGCUUAGAGCUUUAAGGUAAGCGCUAUAUAAAAAAUGCCUAAAUAAAUAAAUAAAUUCUGUUAAAGAUACUGUACACUCAAGCAAAGCAGACAAUGCCUAAUUUUCUAUAUCUGAAUUUUUUUUCCUAAAUUUAAAUAAAAUGAUUUUUUAAUUGAAUUUUUUUUUCUUUCUACAAUUAUUUGUUUUAUAAAAACAUAAUCAUGAAUACAUUAUACACUAGUAUCAGUCUAUACAAUACAAAUUACAGGGGACUUUUCAGCAUUGUUAAAAUAUAUAAAUAGCAACUCAUUAACUCUUUCGCUGUGGCACAACACACAGUACGUUCAUCUACAGUGCUGAAAAGCACAGACAAACGCACUUUGCACAGUUUCAAUAGCAUGGUUGUUUCUUUGCUAUUUCUCGGUUAAACGUUUGAAGACUUAUUUUAUAAUUAGACUUUUACAGACGAGAGUGAUACUUCAUUGUUUAUGAGUGAAAGCAAGGUUUAUUUGUUGUCAUUUGAAGCUCUAUUUUAUUAAUAUUCUUGGUGUUUUUUGUUUUUUUUACUUUAUCGAUACUGUUGCUAUGAUUACCAAGGUCCUAUUGGUGUAAGUUUCCUAGACAAUUAAAACUCAACAAGCUUUGGAAAUGUGUUUAUACUAUUUCUAUGUCACUUGAGUUAAAGGUAUGACUGACAGGAUUCUUUUAAAGCUACUCAUUCUGACAGUAGGGAUAGGUCUAAAUUUAUUUUAACUUUUCAUCCCCAUAACCUUCUAGCUUGUUUUCUGGUUCUGAAAAAACCAUUCAAUUCUUAUGGUAGACCCUGUCACCAAUGAGAUUUUCAGAAAACCUCCUCUUUUCGCUUUUCGAAGGGAGAAGAACCUUAGGCACAUGCUAGUUAGAAGCCACCUUCCUGCUAUUAAAUUACAUAAAGGCACCAAAAGUUGCAAUCGUACCCGGUGUAAAAAAUGUUCCUACGUGAUUGAAAUAUUCAGAAUAAAAUAUGGCUUUAACUGCACAUGUCGCAACAUGAUUUACACCAUCCUUUUGUAAAAAGUGUGGUAAAUUAUUUGUAGGAGAGACUGGUCGUCGCCUUGGAGACCGCUUUAGAAAACAGCUCUAUAACAGAAAUAACAAGCCCUUUGACCGGUCUCCAAACAUUUCAAUAGUAAUAAUAAUAAUAAUAAAGUUUAUUUGAAAAACACGCUUCAUCCCCAAAAGCUAGAAGCGUGGUACAAAGUCAACCAUAUUAAAAAGAUAAAUAAAAACAAUCUAAAAUUUACCACAUUUAAAAACAGACGCAACAAUAUAAAGCUACAUACGAGCAUACCCAGUCAAAGUCUUUCAUCCCGUUUCAACCAUAAGCAACACAAGCCAAUAUACAUUAACUGAAAAAGAUGGAAUUUUAGACAUGGCAGUUACUGGUAUACUGUAUACAAGUAAUACAAGGGAUAGGAUCUAUAUGGAAAAUAAAUUAAUAAAAAGACUUGGUACGUUGACUCCAUACAGUAUAAACCAAAUCCACAAUUUUGCGUAGCUGCCAUGUCAAUUUCCUGUUUCUUUGUUUUGUUUUUUUAAAAUAUUUUACAUCAAAUUACUUCCUUUCUGUUCUUCUUUACUUUGUUUUUGCCUGGGUUUUUCACCCACUUCUAUUCUUUUCUAUUUUUCUAGGUUGGAUACAUGUAUAUAUCUUAUGUAAAUUUAAUUUAUACUUAUUUAAAUGUUUUGUUUUUUUGAAGGCAUUUGCUGAAAAUUUAACUUGUGUGUUAUGUAAAAUAAUUAUUAAAGCUGAACAUAUAUUGUUUUAUUGAUACAAAUUGUUCGUGUCUAAUUAAUCUAUGAUUAUGAAGAUAAUUUAGAUAUAGAUCCAUCACAUGAUUCUGAUAAUAGUAGUUAUAGAUGAUUUGAGUUAUAGCAGUGAAGAUGUAUGCCUACUUUAAGGGUUUGGGGAAAAAUGGUUUUGCAUUUCAUUUUUGCACAUUUUAAGUUUCUUGUCUGUUACUUAUUUAGUUAAACUUAAACGGAAGAAUUAAAUUUACAAACAUUCAAUUAUAUUUCAUUUAAUACCAAUUUUAGCCUUAUAAACCAAAAAAUAAUUUCUUUUUAAUAAACAAAACCUCUAACUCUUUUUCGUUCUUUAAAAAUGUAAAUUUUUUCAUUAAAAAAUUCCUCAGGGAAAGAGUUGAGCAUACAGAUUUAUAUAAAAUAUUUUAUUAAAUUUAAUUUAAGUUAAUUAAUAAACAAACUGAAAUAUUUGGUACUAGUAAUGUUAUCCUAUCAAAAUGGAUAAAGAGCAUUUUGUUUUUAAGUAAUAGUUCGAUAUGCAGCAUUUCAAAGAACGAAAAAAAAAAUAAAUAAAUAAACAUAAUUACCAUCAUUUAGAUUGUCAUCUUAGUCUAACUUAUAUUAUGAAUAUAUUUCUGAAUUGAGAUUUAAUUUUCCAAUAAUUUGAGUCAUCACUGUAUAGGGGAAAAAAAUGUAUUUUAAAACCCCAAAGCUAGAUAAACAGCAUUUAGAAAAUAAGCUCGUCAUAUAUUAAUUAAUUAGACAUACAUUCUUAUCAUUAAACCUAAAAGGGACAUGAUUAUAUUUAAUUUAUUUCAUCCCAAACCAUGUAAUCCAUUGUGAAAUAAUUCCCACAGCUGUUUGUCACUUUCUUAUUUGCAUUUUCAAGACUAAUGCCACAAAAGUUUGAAAUUGUUUACAAAUUGUAAUCCUUUAAGUUAAGUCUUCUUUUCUUCCUCUUCUCUUGAGUAGCAUACAGUGUAAAAACAAUUUUCAAAGUUAUUUAUAGAAUUUCAUAUACUUUUGUAUAACACUUAAUAAUUUUUUAAAUUAACUUAUUAGAUAUGUGUUCUCCAUCAACUCCUUUUCUGAUGAUGGCUGACAUUUUUGAUAUGCUAACAAUUAAGCGCUGUGAGGACAUAUUUGAUCUUGUUGAAGAUAAAGUAACAGUUUGGAAGUCUGUGAGUAACUUGUAUUAUUUCUGUUUAUUUAUAUAUAUUUAUAUUAUAUUAAUGCUUUAGUAUUCAAGUAUCCCAUGUACAGCCUUACUUGUGAACCAAAAUCCUGCUUUACAGCCGUUUAAACUGCUUCACUCAAUUACGUAAUUGGACAAAGUGUAACUAAUUUAUUUAAAGAGUUGGGAUUUUAUUUGAAUCAUAAAUGUUUAACAUUAUAAAUCAAGGAACUAUUACUUUAAUUUAAAUUCAUUCCAUUUUUGUUUUGAGGAAGGCACUAGACCAGGCCUACACAACUCAGAAUGUAAGGUGGGCCUUAAUACUAUAUGAAAAGCUUGUGCGGGCCAAAAGAAAAUAGGACAGGACUUGUGCGGACCAAAUGAAAAUAGGACAGGGGGGGAAGCUAUUAAGAAAAUAAUAAGAAUAAAGAAUAUUUCGUUACUUCACAGGCUGCAAAGUGGGUGCUGGCGGGCCAUAUGUUGUGCAAGACUAAACACCUAAAUUUGUAUUAUGACGUUUCUUAAGCAUAACAAAAUGUUUUACUUACACAAAUGUUUUGUGUCUUAUAAUUCUACUCAAGCUUUAUCUCAGUGCAACAGCUGUAUAUUUAGUUAAGAAAAUAUAAUGGGUAUUGAUUACUUACUUACUUUACUUACGCCUCUUUACCCCGUCUAGGGUAUCCACAAAAAUUUUCCAUAGUGGGACUGUUUUGACAUUUGUGUUAAAGAUUCUGACUUUGGUUUGCAGCUUCAGCUCGUUCGACUCCCAUAUUUUCUUUCAUAGCACAAAUGCUGAUCUAGCUUUUCCAAUUCAGACCCUUAUGCCUGUGUCGGAUCCACCAUUUAUGUCGAUGGUGCUGCCUAAGUAUGUGAAGGUCUCUACUUCUUCUAGUGCCUUUCCUGCCAGAGAGAUAUGCUCUUGUUUGGCUGAGUUUACCUUCAUGAUCUUUGCCUUACUUUUAUUUAUAUUGAGUCCAAGCUGUGCUAAAAUGGUGGCUACAUCUUUUGUCUUUUCCUGCAUUUGUUACUGGUUGUGGGACAGAAGUGCAAUGUCAUCAGCAAAGUCUAGGUUGUUCCCAGAGUAUCCACCGUAUCCAAUUCCUCUUUUUGUCUGUGGAUUUUUUUUUUACUAUCCAGUCAAUGGCAAGGAGGAAUAGGAAGGUGGACAAGAGAUAUCCUUGUCUGACUGCAGUUUCCACUUUUAAGUCAUCUGUGAGUCUACAUCGUGGAUCACCCUGCAUGUCAUUUCUUCAUAAGAGCUCUGACUGGUUUCCCUGUUACUCCAUAGUGGCGAAGAAGUUUCCACAAGGUUUGUUGGUCCAGGCUAUCAAGGGCCUUUUGUAGUCUAUAUGAAUUUAUAUAUUGGGGGGAGUUCCAUUCGAUAGACUGUUAUAAAAUAAUUCUUAGUGUUGCAAUUUGACCUGUGCAUGAUCUGUUUUGGUUGAAGCCAGCUUGUUGAUCUUGUAGCUGCAUGUCGACCUGGUCUUUCAUCUAUUCAAAAUAAUUCUGUUAAUGACCUUUCCUGGUACAGACAGCAGUGUAUUUCCUCUGUAAUUUGCACAAUUGCUGAGAUCCCUUUUCUGAGGUAUCCUUCUUUCCAAUCUUUUGGAACUCUCUCUUCUUCCCAUAUCUUUUCAAACAGAGGGUCAUCUAACAAUUGUAUCUGUAUCAGCUCUCAUCAUCUCUGCUGUGAUGUUAUCUGGUCCCGAUGCUUUCCCUAAUUUGAGCUGCUUGAUGACCAGAGCUAUUUCUUCCUUAUUUGAUGCUCUGUCUUCUAUUUGUAGGUCUUCAUUUGCUGGUUGUAUGUCUGGUGUGUCUGUGGGUGCGGGUCUGUUAAAUAGAUCCUUAAAGUAUUCCACCCAUCUUUUUUGUUGCUCUUUCCUUUCCGUUAUUGAUCUACCUUCUUUAUCUUUGACAGGUCUCUCCGGCCUUUUGUAUCUUCCUGACAGCUUUCUUGUUAUAUCAUAGUGCUCUUUCAAGUUGCCCCUCCUGGCUGCUUGUUCUGCUGUUGAUGCUAGACCAUUUAUGGAAGCAGUUUUAUCUUUUUUAUGUUGUUUUUACCUUUAGGUUUGCUUCUUUAUAUUUCUCUGCGCUUUCACUUUCUCCGCCCUGGUGCGGCUACUGUUAACCACACUUUUCAUUUCUUUUCUCUCUUUUAUUUUUUGCAGUGUGUUAAGUGAAAGCCAGUCUUAGUGUUUCUGCUUCACUGAUCCUAAAACCUCUUGGCAAGUGGACGUUACAGAUGUCUUUAUAUUUUGCCAUUUAUGUUGUACUUGGUCAUCUUCUUUUUGGUCUUCCAGUGCUUGGAACUUAUUUCUUAAGGUAGUACUGAAUUCCUCUCUUUUCUGCUCAUUUGCCAGAAGUGCUACAUUGAAUUUUUUUCGCUUAGCAGCUGGCUCCUCUUUUUGCUCGUACAUCUUGUAGAGACCUUCUAAAUAUUUUGCUGACUCAUAUGUGAUCUAUUUGGUUUUGCGUUUUGUUGUCCGGGGUUACCCAUGUUAUCUUGUGGAUGUUUUAUGCUGAAAUUCGCUGCCUCCAAUAACAAGUUCAUUUGUUGCGCAGAAGUCUGCUAGUCUUUCACCGUUCUCAUUUCUCUCUUGUAAACCAUGGUGUCCCAUAAAUUCCUUAUACCCACUGUUUUAUUUUCCGAUCUUGGGUAUCGAUUAGGGUUUAAAAAUCUUGUGGGGUAUAGUCAUUACUGUUGUGUGGAUAUUUUCCCAGAAAGUUUAGAUACUCGGUACAAUAUUGUAUGUUUGCUAGAUAAUUAUUUUAAUAUCUUUCAUAUCUAAUUAACUUGCACAUUUUUUUUAUUAAAAAAUAUUGCUUGUUGCUCCUUUCCAAAAUAAACACUUAAAUAUUUCUAGGAUGAUAUUACUUUCACUCAUAAUUUGCUGUAAAGAAUGUUGUGCUCUGAUGCCUAUUCAUUAGUUGGUAUAAAAAUAAUAGCUCUUGUUAUUAUGUAGUAUAUUUACAAAUAUAAAAAACAAAUAUUUUUUUUCUAAUAGGAACCAUUUUAUGAGUCAGGAAAAAACUAUUUGUUAAGAAUGUGCAAUGGUAAGUACUUAUUGGCGUAUAACACGCACUUUUUCUACCCGAAAAUAGGGGGCAAAUCAUGUGUGCGUGUUAUAUAUAAUGUUUCGUUUUUUUUUCCUGAAAUUUCCUUCUUAAAAUGAGGUGCGUGUUAUACGCCAAAAAAUACAGUAAUUUUGUAAGAAACAAAAAACAUAUUUCAGCUUAACUACAUUGCUUUUUCAAAGAGGAGAUAGUAUUUCAGUUGGAAUAAAUUAUAAAUGAAAAAUACUGAUUAUAAGAAAUUUGAGAUUUUUUCAUCCAAUUAUUUUAAGAUUAGAUGCAUCUAAUGAAUAAUAAAAUUUGAAGUGUUCCAUUUCCCUUUAAUUUCUUUCCUUCAAUGAAUACGUGCUGUUAGCAGCUAUUAAGUUUUAGAAUUUUUGUUUGCUUCUUGCUACCUAAUUUUAAAUACAUAUUUAUAGAUUUGAUAAGACGUUUAUCCAAGUCCCAAAAUACAGUUUUUUGUGGAAGGAUCCAGCUUUUUUUAUCCAGGUUGUUCCCACUUUCAGAAAAGUCUGGUAAGGUAUUACAAAUUUAAAAUUAUUAGGUGUUAUAAUUCUAAAUUUUAACAAAUGUUCUUAAGUUUAAAAAAAAAAUUAUUAAUGUUUCUCAAAUUGCUGCUAAAUAGCAAUAUUUAAAAAAAAAAAAUUUCUCCUAUAAUAUUAUUUCUAUUUCAGCAUUGAAUUUGGCUAGCCAGUUUAAUUUAGACAAUGUGACAAUUUAUGCAAAACAUGAAAAGUUGGAGCACGUAAGUUAAUUUGGUACUUAACGAAUAUUACUAUGAUCCUUUUUUUAAUAAAUGAAAAAGAUUUUAAAACAGGCUUAUUAUUGUUACACAAAUAUAUUUGAAAACUACACACAAAAAAUAAAUUAUAAACAUAGAUCUACUUGCUUAACAAAUUUUCAGGCUGAAGUAAUGGAGGUUGAUGAUGCUGGAGAUCAAUCUAGGUGAGAAAUGGAUUAGAUUCUAUAAAUAAUAUUGGAUAGUUCUGUAUUUUUAAAGAUAUGAUAGGUUUAUCAGUCACUCAAGAAUCAAAUGCUGGCUUGUGAUAUGAGUAUUUUCAAAUUACAUGUGUAAUUAAUUUUGAUAAAUUAUUAAUUUUUCAGAUUUUAUUAAAAAAAUGUUAACUUAUUUUUCUCAGUUCAAUUCCUAUAGACUAUCACCUGUACAGAAAGUUUUGGGCACUGCAAGACUUUUUUAGACGUCCAACUCAGUGCUAUGAUAAAUCUCUUUGGGAAUUUUUUUCUCAAGUAAGCUUGGUUGAAGAUUGCGGAAUAAGGAGGAAAAAGAAAAAAAAUAUGCAAAGAGAAAAAAGUGGAGAGUGAAUGAAAAAAAUGUAAGAUGAUUAUUAAGCAUGGUUAAGAAUGUAUUUCGUCCUUCACAUGGGAAGAUGACCAAGGCUAUAUUCGACACAAGUAUUUUUUGAGUGGCACAGUUAUUCUGAAGAGUGUGCUCCAACAGCUAGUCUGCCUUGCCAGUUGGUUUAAUCCCAUGAGUUAAACUCAAUGUCCAUUGAAUUUAAGGACACUUCUUUGGCAUUUUUUGAACUGAUUUCUCUUGCCACCAUGUGAGCCCCCCCCCCCGAAAGUGCAGCAUACCGUACCUAAGUUGUUACGCCAGUAUGAUAUCUGGAAUUCUUGAAUCCUGUGCAGCCCAUCUGGGUUGACCUUUUGUAAGAAUUUUCUCUGUUUUGCGUCCGAUAACUCUCCUGAGCAAAAAAGUUUUGUGGAGUCUGACAACAGUUGCACUUUUUUUUUCUUGCCACCAUGUGAGCCCCCCCCCCCCGAAAGUGCAGCAUACCGUACCUAAGUUGUUACGCCAGUAUGAUAUCUGGAAUUCUUGAAUCCUGUGCAGCCCAUCUGGGUUGACCUUUUGUAAGAAUUUAUGGAUGCGAAGAAAGCCAGCCUGUUGUAAUUAGCAUAAUCUUCAGAAUAGGGCACUUGGAAAUUAUGUUGUGGAUCUCAUCAUCUAUUGUUGCAGACCACUUGAGGGUGCUGCCAAAUUGAGUGAAAUUUUUCCACUGAAAUUUGAGGUUCCUUGUAAGAUUUUCCUGAUGCAAGAACACAUGCCUUCAAAGAAAGUGACAUUGGAUUUUAAUUCUUAGCAUCAGUCAUCUACUUUUUUUUUAAAAUACCUCUUUGUAGAAAAAAUGUCUAGUUCCCAAUAACUAUUUGACAUCAAUCAAUUGACCUGAUGUACAUUUGAUGAUUUCUGUACUUAAUAAACUGUACAAUCAAAAGUGUAAAAGGCAAGAAUAUACUGUACUAUAUGCUCUAAGUUCUUUAACUAACCUUUCUGAGGGAGUGUUAAUUUAUCUGAAAUAUAGGUUAUCUGAAACAUCUGUGAUCCCAAUUAGUUCAGAUAAUUAACGCUCUACUGUAGUUAUUAUCAGCACAAUUUUUAAAAAGUAAAAUUUUAAUCGAAAUUGUACAAGUACAAGCAUUUCAUUGAAAACUAUUUUUAAAAAGGAGGGGAGGGAGGGUAUGAGGUAGGUGUUUAAUGUGAGAAUUAUUAAAGGCUAGUAAACAAAGAAAAGCAACUUUAAUGUAUCCAUGACAAAAAAUAGUUUAUUUUUAAAUUCUUUAAAUUUUCUAUAAAUUAUCAAUAAACUCAACCCACUUCUAUUUUUAGAAUGCCAGUGAUGUUAUGUCAAUCUUUGCUAGUUAUAAACUAGAUGAUGUGUCUUCAACACGCAAAAAGGUUCCAACUACACAGCAGUCACACCAACAUGUACAAAACUUUUUUGCCAAAUACCUUACUAGUGAAAAAGUAAGUUAAAACAAAUUGGGUUUUCUGAAAUUAAUUGACUUCUUUAAAAAAAAAUAUUUACAGAAGUUUUAAAGAUUCUUAAAUAUAAAUGGUAUUACUCAACCUAAUAGAGUAAUGUUGCAGUACCGCUAAUAAAAAGCUUUAUUUAUAACUUCACAGCUCUUAGGAUCAAUCUAUUUUCUGUUAAAGUAUAGAAGUAUUAUUUAUUAUAUAGAUUAAAAUGUAUGAAUUUGAUACAAAUAUUUUUAUAUAUAAAAAUAAGAUAAUUUUUUUUUAGAACUGUAGUUAAACCAUGCAUUAAUUUAUGGCUUAGCUAAACGAAGGUAUAAUAACAUAUAAUAUAAUAUAAUAUAUCAGCUUCAAGUCUGGAUCAGCAAUAAACAUGAUUUUUUUAGAUAGUGAAAAAUAAGAAGAGAAAGUGAUGUAGCUCAAUUCAUUUCUAGCCUUAUACUGGUAUAAUUUUUAUUUUUAGCUGGGACAUUUUUUGUGUCUUUAUUGAAGCUUCACCAUUCAUUUAAAAUUUGGGAUUUACUCUUCAGGGCCGAUAUUGCAAAUUCAUAUAACUUAUUUCACUUUGAAAAAAAACAAAAAAAACUCUUUUUCUAAUUUGUAUUUUAGUUGCUGAAUCUUCAACUCAGUGAUAGCAACUUUCGUCGUUAUGUUCUUGUUCAAUUCCUUAUAAUCUUCCAGUACUUAAGAGCGACUGUCAAAUUUAAGACGUAAGUAAACUGUAGAUUUUAAUUAUAGCUCGACAUGUUGGCAAGAAAUUUAAAAAAAAUUUAAAUAAAAUUAAUUUUCUUGGCUGCUAUCAUUGCUAUAGAAUACAGUUUAAUCAUUUCAACAAAUUUUCAGUCAAGUACAAUCUCUAACUGAUGAGCAAUCUGAAUGGAUUAAGGAGUCACAAGAGAAAGUGAGCAAACUUUUAUGUGAGACUCCACCACACGGUGAACAAUUUUGUAAUUCUGUCAAGGUAUGUGAAAUAAUUGUGGUUGGUGUUAUCAAAUGAAAUAAAUUUAAAAAUUUGAAGUAGACUAACUGUAUUUAUGUUUAAUUAUAGUGUCAUAUUUUUUUAAUAAAAAAUUUCUAGGACUCGAUGAUGAUGAUAUCCUUGCUCUCAUAUUCACUUGCUUCAACAGUUUUUAUGGCUGAUAGCGGCUUGGGAAUUUGUGUUGAAAAAUUUGGUCCUGCUGAGAGUCUAAGAAUUAGUUGAAUUUCAUAAAUAUUUUUGUUCAUGCUUAGGUUCAUAAUGGUCAUUGAAGAGCAUAAAUUUUAGAUUUACAAGAUAAUUUGCCACCUUUUUUUUUUGAAAACUAAAAAACUGAAUUAGGAUUUUGCUCUCCAUAAACAAGUACAUGAAAAAAAAAUUAUUUGCAAAAGUCAUAUUCAUAUAUUUAUAAGCAUUGUUAAUGUUCAUCAAAUUUAGCUUUAGUUUUGAUUAUGGUUGAUUUUCAGCACAUUUUAGAAAGAGAAGAGCAUUGGAAUAACUGGAAGAAUGAGAGUUGUCCUAACUUUAUUAAGGAAAAGCAAAGAGACCAGAGCAAAGCAAAAACAAAGUAAAGUAACUUAAUAUUAAAAGUUGUAUCAUGUCAUUGUGCUAAUUAAUUACUCUUCUUUACAUGUUUUAGUCUUAAGAUCUGUAUUAACAAAAUAUGACUGUUUUCCAUCAAGUAAUCAAGUAUUUGUUUCCCCCUGUUGGCAGACCAAAGAGAAAAAGAAUUGGUGAUGAUUUGUUAGCAUCCAAUGGUAAAUCAUUAAAACUAGGUAAUUCAGAAUUGACAAGACUUUGGAACUUAAACUCUGACAAUAUGGAGGCAGCUAAGGCUGAAUCUAGAGUAUUUUUACCUAAACUGGAUGACUUCUUUGCCAAUGCUAUAGAACAAGCAGACCCUGAGGCUAUGGUGGAGGAGCAAUACAAGUAAGCCUUCACAUUGUAAUGGAUAUUAUCAGAGAUAUCAUAAUUUAACCAUAGUAAUGCUUUGAUGAACAGACAAGUUAGAAAAUUAUUAAAAAAUUAAUGCUGAAUGGAACUCAACACUUAAAUAUAUUUACAGUAGGGUGUAGAUUUUCCAAACACUGAUUAUCGGAUUACAACUCUUAUUAUUAUAGUUUGGGAUGAGCAUCACAUGGAAAAUUGUAUAAAAACACAGCACAUUAAAUUAUUAUUAUUAUAAGGGUCUUAUAUAGUGCAGUAUCCCAGCCUAGGGCUAGGCUCAUGGCACUUCACAUAAAAAUUAGCAAAAAGAAAGAAAAAAACAUGUCAUAAAAAAAAAAAAAAAAUUCUACUCCUGUCACACAAUCAUGUCAACAAAACUUUUGGUUAUCUGAUUAUUUCACCUUUUUUAGUUGCAAUGUUAAUUGUUAAGUUUGUGAUCUUUCAGGUUUUCUCUGUAUAUUAAUGUUAUAUUUCAUAUUGCUUUAACCUGAAUAUAGUACUCCCAUUAUCUUUGUAUUUUAAUAUUAACAAGGUAGGGGGCAAAAGGAACUAAAUAACAUAUUUAAGUGGGUCUGAAUCAAAAAAAAUAAAUAAAUAAAUUUAGAAAUUGCAAUUAAGCACCAAAAGUGUACAACUAUAACCAUAAGGUAAGAAUAGUUUGGUUUCUUUGCAAUUAUUUCUUUAGUGCCAUGGCAAUUGUCAUGGUCAGAGCCAUGUUUAUGUUAUGUGUAUGGUUUAAUAAUUUUAACAUUGAGCAAUGAUGUUUUUCCUUUGGAACUCCCCAUAUUUUCGCACCACUUUGACUCAGUCAUGAAAGGGUUAUGAGGCAUUUCAGGUGGGUGUGAAUAUUAAUAUGAAGGCAGAGAAUUGUUAUGGAAGUCAGGCUGUAUUUGUUUUAAGAAACGAGUGACUGAUUUGUUGCACUGGAUCCUGGAAAUUCCAUUGUUUAACUUGUGAACACUAUUGUUGAUGGUUGGUUUGUUGUGCUUUGUGUCUUGGCACAUCACAUGAAUAAUUAAAGUUUAUCUUUUAUUUCAAACCAUAUCGUGAAAUUUUUAUCAGAGAGAAAGAAAACGGAGUUUAGGCUCUGAUUCGAUAGUGUGUCUGUGGCCGCUGGAAGAGGGACCUACCCCUAGACAACAUUUCAUUAUAGCAAUGUCUGGUUAUCCAAAACAACACUGGUCCCAAUUAGUUUAAAAAAUAUACUCUCUACUGUAAAUAUAUAUUCUGAUACAAAAGUACAUUGUUAAAUUCAUUCUGGGCAUAAAAAUUGGUGCUAUGCUAUAAUUUAAGUUUUUAUUGCUGCAUUUUCAUUAAACAGAGACAUAAAUCAGCAGAACUUUCAGUGGAAGGCUUAUCGUCUCCUUGCCAGGUCUUCCCCUCAUUUUUUUGUUCAUACCAACACCCCAGGUCUACCAAUAAAUGUACAUCUAAAGGAUAUUGUUGAUAAGAUGGCAAAAGAAAUCAAUCCUGUAAGUUUUUAAGCUGUUAUUACUUUUUCAAUUUUUAUCAUUUAUCAAUUAGUGUAGAAAGACAUUAAAAAAAGUUAUUUCAAAUUGCUUCUUAUUCGAAUAAUUUUAAUAUCCAUUAACAUUUUAACAUAUUUAAUAAAUUUUAUUUUAGCAUCAUCAGAUGGUUGAACCUAAACCUGAAAUGGGUGUUGCUGAUGAAGAAGAUGACAUUAAAGAUAAUAAUGAAGAGCAUGAAGAGGAUGAUAUGAGAAAUGAACAAGGUUUUUAAGUUCAUUUGUUUUAUAUUUUAUAGUAAUUGUUAUAUUUACCUUAGGAAUUAUUUAUUGUAUUAUUUGUACUUGCCCCCAAUUUGUUUUCUUGACAUAUUUCUGUUUUAAACAAUUCUCUUUACAAGAUGAAGUAAACCCCCAGUUGCAACUGACCAAUGAUCAAAUCUGUUUGUUGGCUGACCAGAUUGGGACCCAAUGGAUCAGUCUAGGAGAGAAGCUUGGUCUUCCCCCUGAUGAUCUCACAUAUUUUAAAGACUCUUUUGAUGGGACUGCAGAGUCAGCCUUAAACAUGAUAACUGUUUGGCAGGUAAUUAAAUUACUUCGUUGAAGAUUAAAAAUAUAAAUCUCUUCAAAUUAUUGCUUGUUAUAAAGUCUGUUCUGAUUUUGCAACCUAGAAGGGAGCCCUCUUCAGCAUUAGACAUAAUGGGCAGUCAAAAAAAUUACCCGAUAAAUCACAAAACGAGCCCUGAUAAAAACAUGUUAACACACACAGACCUGUUUACCCUCAAACUCUUAAAAUCGUACAAUAUCAUCACAAAAUCGUUCAAUACAUUAUCUUAAUAGUAAAAAAUAAACUUACAGUAUAUAUAAUGUAUACAUCUCAAAAUCGUACAUUAUAAUUAUACGCUAAAAUAGUAAGAGUAAACAGGUCUGCACACAUGUAGAAACUGAAAUGGGAAGCAAACUCAUUUAUAUUCAUUUAAACAUUAGCAUUUUUAAUGACGUUUUUGCUAGCUGUCGAUUAUAUCGGCUGUGACACCACAGAUGAUCAGCCAUUAUGACAGUUAUCGAGUUAAGACAACUAAUAGUUCCAAAAACUAGGCAAUGGGAUUCUUAAUUGCAAAUACAUAGAGUGCUUGCAAAAAGAAGACGGUAACUGUUUCUCUUUUUAACAAAGAGAGUAUCUGUUGUUUGUCAGUUUAAUUAAAUGUUCAUUUUAUUUUCUUUCACACAUUUAUAUUUUUAUAAUAUUUAUUACAAUUUACAUUUAUUUUCUAGGAGGAGGACCCAGAACGAGAUUCUAUAGGACUUAUACGUGAAGCUCUGAAUGGGUUAAAACUAAGUAGAAUCCUUGAAACAUUGAAUGUCUCUUAAUCAGAAUGUGUUUUUGGUUGUGUUGUUUGAUAAUUUGAAAACUUCAGAUUAGCUUUGCAGUUGUUUAUGCAAAAGUAUCAAGCUUAAGAAAUUAUUGAAAUUGAAACAAUACAUGCAUUUUAUAAAAUACCGUACAUUUAGAUUUCAUUGGAAAAGAAACAUUUUUUUUGUGCGCAUUUUAAAUAAAAGACGAAUGAAUAUAUUAAAUGUAUUGUUAAUUGCUUAUUAUCAGUGACAAGUACCGCUAGUCAGUGUAGUGGGCAUACUGAAGAAUCUGUUCUUAGAAAAAUAGAUUUAAAAAAUGCUAUCAUAUAACACCUUUUCCAGCUUGUUUUGAUUUCUUUUUCUUGUAUUUCAACUUAGCAAUUAUUUCUAGAAAAACUAGCCUUCCCAGUUUUUGUUCUGUUCAGCAUGCAGAAGAAAACUUGAUAUUCAAGCCAUUAAAGGAGUUUGUUGACGGAUGAUUUCUAUGCUAGAGAAAUACUUUAGAUGUCUUGGUUUUAAAUUGUAAAAUAUUGUCUUGGACAAUAGUACCAUUAUUGAAAGAAAAUUUUCUCUCAUUGCUAAGAAUGGCUACCCUUGACACCAAAAAAUUAAUACUAAUUCAAUAGAUUGUUUUUGACUAUCUCAUAUAAACAAUAUUCAUAUCAUUUGGAGAAAGAGUAACAAUAUGGGUUACACCAAAGACCAAGAGGGUGAAAGCUAAAACUUUAAAUAUUGCAUUUUUAUUUUAAGACUGUUAGUGUUAUUUAAUUUGAUUUUAAAAAACUAGAUUCAUUUUUAUUCUAUUGAGAUCUCAAUGGAGUGGUUCAAAAUGGUAAUAGAGACGUAACCAGGGUACUAGUGUCUUUUAAGGUACCGGUAACGUACUAAUGAAGUUAAAUUCUGUCUCACAAGUGACAUAUCACUGCACAAAAUUUCAAUAAAAUUUCAAUAAAAUUGUUUUUUUAACAAUGGGUCAAAAAUAUAUUUCAAGAUUCGACCCAGACAGACAACAGACCUUUUUAAAACCUUGUAAAAACAUUUGGACCAGCUAUCAUAAAGUAUGAAAAUUUCUCAAAGAAAGUAAUAUUUUUCAUUGGGUUAAACUAACAAAAAACUAAGAAAACAAAAUAGCUAUACAUUUAUGUAAUAUACUUAGAGUCCUUGAUUUUAAACAUUAGGUGAAGUCACUUUUGUUUCAACUGGUACAAUGUUUACAGUGUUUAACUAGUGCAGAUUUAGCUAACGGUACUAGAAAAGACAUUAAUAUUUAUGCACCACAAAUAGGAUAACAUAGUUUUGGUACAAUAACUGGAUAGUAUAUUAAUAUUAAUGUAUUUCCUUGGAAAAUUUAAUUCAAGACAAGUAAAAAAAAAAAUGGCUUACAAUGUCAUCUGAUCUUUUAAUGAAGGUAAUUAAUGAAACAACCUUUAACUUAAAUAAAGAGGCAUUAAAUCGCAAUAAGGAUUUGAUUUUGAGAAUAUCUUUUGUCUUAUACUUAUACUUAUAGAAUGGGAAAAUUAAUAUUUUACAUAUGAUUACCUGAUUAGUGUAUACAUCUUGUGCAUCUAAAUUAAAUCAGAUUAAUAAGACACGAACAAAUUGUGUCACUAUAACACUAUAAGUAACGCUUUAAUAAUAAUUAUACACAAGUAAACGUUUCCGGACAUGCCUUCAUCAGUAAUUACAAAAAAACACAUUUAAAUAAGCAAAAAUUAAAUUUGCAUAAUAUAAAUAUACAUAUCCUACCCAAAAAAGAAAAAAACAUAAUUGUAAAAACCAAACAGGAAAAAGACUUAUUCUAAGAAUUGAAAAAGAACAUAUUAUUUUUACAAUUAUGUUCAAAUCACUUUCUCUCUACUCUUCUUUACUUUGUUUUUGUCUGGUUUUAGCGCCCUAUCCUAAUAUUUUCUUUUUUAGGUAGGAUAUUUAUAUUAUGUAAAUUUAAUUUAUACUUAUUUAAAAGUGUUUUUUUGUUUGCACUGAUGAAAGCAUUUGCCGAAACGUUUACUUGUGUAUAAUGUAUAAUUAUUAUUAAAGCAUAACUUAUAUUGUUAUAUUUUAUAUUGACACAAUUUGUUCCUGUCUUAUCUAUUUUAAAGCUUAAUUGCAGUCAAAAACUUUGUAUAAAUUAAAUCAGGUGGCUGAGGAGUGGCAUUUUCAAAUGAGGAACAGGAAGUAAAUUAUAAUGAAAUAAAAUAUUUAUUUUUAAAAACUUUGCUAAUUACAUUUUUAUUAGUAUUUUCCAGUUCUUAAACUUUAAACUUUAAAUGUUUUUUCAAUAUUUUAAUUAGAAAAUAUUUGCCCAUGAUUUGAAAAAUUCAUGAGAAUAUCUUGAUAUCUAAUAGAUAAUCUAUUACAAAAUAUACAUACAUGUAUUUUAAUUUUUUUUUUAAACAAAUCUUUUACUUGAAACUUUGCUGAAUAACUUGAAGAAUGAAGUGUACACUAAAG